Molecule: messenger RNA, 2200 nt
Organism: Cimex lectularius (bed bug)
Lineage: Eukaryota; Metazoa; Arthropoda; Insecta; Hemiptera; Cimicidae
Product: protein NDNF-like
Exons: 8
Coding region: 178-1590 (470 amino acids)
Source: RefSeq, a predicted model, not a curated record
GUUGGUGCGAAAAAUUUGGAAUGGAUCUGUUUGAUGACAAAAGGAAUGUUGAGGUUGUUGUGGAUAGUGAGGUUAAUGAUGUAAAUAGCUUUGAUGAUUUUUCUGAGGACUUUUAAUUGGCAGGAUUGGAUGCGCUGGAUAUUAGAGGUUUGGCAGAAUCCCACAGUUCCAAUCUGAAUGUCAAAAGUGGUCGCAGUAAAGUCUUCUAAAAGCUAUUUCUUUCUACUGCAGAAAGAUGUCGAUUGGCUGUCGAUAACGGUGACUCCCUGUUCGGCUCCGAUCUCUUGGGACGUGUCCUUCCGGCCAUCCACGGAGACGGGCAAAGUUGACAUGUCGAGCGUUUCGUCCAACUCGGUGCUGGAAACUGAGCCGAGGAGCUACGAGGAAAGUAUGGCCAGAAGGGGGCUUUAUUCCGUUCGGAUCAGCUCGCCCGAGGACGCUGGGACCGCAGAGCUUUUCGCGACCACACUUGGAUCUCUGAAAAAGCUGAGGCCGACUUCGAAAUUAUCGUUUGCCAACAAGAGGCAAAGGGCGCAUAUGUCGGUGCGAUGGACCCCGAGUCCAGUAGAUUCCGAACUGACGGAGUAUUGGCUUGUAGUAAGCAGAUCGAAUUGGUUCCCAUCGCUCUGCAAGGCCCAGUUGGCGAAGGACAUGUUCAAAGCCGGCGCUGAAAACAUCAUAUCGUACCAGAGCGACAGCUUGUUAAAAGCGCUGUCAACCAGUGAUCAUUUCACUAUGGAGCACACCAAGAGACGGUCCGGCAGCGUGCUACGGGGUCUCAAGCUCAACCAGAACUAUCACGUGCAAGUUUUCGCCGUCAACAUCGACACCAAAAUGAGCUAUCUUUACGCAAAUUCGACUGUGAAAUACCAACGGACGCGGCCGCUUUCCCUGAAAGACGGACGACCUACUGUCGCCAGCAUCAAGAGGAUGGACGGCAGAAUCACCUACCGAUACAAGGUGAAGAGCACGGAAACGUCCAGGAGGCUCGAAUGGUCCAUCCUCGCCUGCGGAUCAGGCGCGUUGCUUGAUGCCGAAGUAAGGCAAAAAAGGAAGACAAUCUUGGAAAGAACGAGGAUUUUUGGGUACGGCCGGCUGGUACUGGAAAAUCCCAGACCUGGCUCGACAUACGUACUCAGGGUGAAUUCAACCGACCCUGAGAUCCUCGACAGGAUAAAUUCCGUCCAGGUUGUAGCAACAAUGAGUGGUCUUAAAGAGCCGAUAUUGCCAAAUAUAACAAUACUCAAAGAGAAUCAAGAAGCGAAGGGUUGCAAGUCUGUCGUACUCCACUGGCUGCCUGCAAAAGGCACAAACUUAGGCUACUGCUCCAUUGUCAAAGAAGUCUCAAGGGUGGACGACUUCAUGCCAAUCCCUGAUCAAUGCGGGCAAGAGAAAAUGUUAAAGCAUUUCAGCUACACUUCCAAACAAUGCUUCCAGAGGAGUGACACUGACGGGAACGUCAUAUCAGAAGAGAUCAAGUACCUAAAACGAGGUAGAACCUACGAUGUACAGGUGACGGUUCAGAACGGAAAUUCAAAAAUACUGUCUUACAAGGUGAUACGUGUGAGGACGAGACCAAAAUGCAAUUGAAUUUUCAUAAAAUAAUGCAGACAAAAAGGCAUUUCAACUUUCAACAUUAAGGCUGAGAUUGUGACUUAAUUUUUUUCUUAAGUUUAGUGAUGACUUUUUCACGUUUAAAUUUUAGAUGUCCGAUAAGGUUUAAUUAUUUUAAAGAUGCAUUUUAUUAUUAAAACUUGUACAUAACGUUUAAUUUGUGUUUCUAUUUAUUUUUUAUUUAUUUUAUAAUAUAGGUAUUGUAUGACAAGGUUUGGGACAACUUAUCUCAACAUUUUCAUCGAGUUACCUCCCGAAAUUAGAUUUAAUUAAUUAAUUUUCCUUCUUGUAAACAAACUCAAUGUUUAUAUAUUUUUACUUUUAUAAAAUGACUGUAGUAUCGUUAGAAAAUAAAAGCGUUCACCAAGUGCAUGUUAAUAUGUUAUAGAUAAAUUAAAAUAUAGGAAACUACAUUGUAGUGAUCAGUAUUAGCAAUUGUUGGCCAGUUGAAAAUUUACAACUGGACUAAACUAAAAAUAAUAAAAUUGCAAUAAACUUAGCAUGGUAUCAAAUUAUCUGUAAAUGUUUUGUACAUAUUUAUAUUUAUAAGUUUAAUACAUUUAAAAUUAAAAUUUAUUUAGUUGAA